AUGGCUGCUGCUUCGACUUACGCGGCUGCCCAUCACCAUGCCCUGCGAAAGGCAAAGUUCCUGUCGCGUCACGUGCUGCAAGGCAUCAAUGAUGCCGAGAAGGCCAUUGUGGCCGACGCUGAAAAAGGCCGAGCGGCCGAGGCGUCGGAGCGCGAGGUGCAGGCAGCCGCCCUGAAAGUGAGGGCUGACACGUGUAUGGAAGUGGUUAAGAUGUGCGAAAAGUGCAACGUGCAAGUUGACGAUAUGAUCCGGCAGAUUGGUCAGUGCCUGCGACGAUUGCAGCAUGCUAGAUAUGCUCAGUUUGCAGACCUCAAGGUGUGCCAGCAGCGUCUCUACUUGCGGUCGGAUGCUCCCGCUCAGGAGAUGGCCGGCGACGCUGCGCAGAAUGCCCUGGAAGAGCAGCGGGCAUCCAUCAGCGAGGCCCGAAACGAGCUCCUGAGCCUGGAGGGCGAAUGCAGGCGAGCCUUGGAGAUGAUUGGACAGCUGAGGCAGGAGCUCUCGAAGGAGGGUGCCUCGCAGCGCCAUGCUUCCGAGCACUGCCGCGCUGCAGUGGCCAUUCUCCUGUCAGUCUCAGCGGACCCUUGUGAGGAUGUGGAUGUCCCAGAGCCGCGGAAUGCAGAGCUCGGGCGGCGUGCAGAGCUACUGCUAGCUGCGGCCGCUGAGCUUGCGACACGCUGUGGCAUCGCAGUGCAGAAUACGGACGAGAAGUGUCGGCGAGCCAGACAGCGGUCAGAGCUACUUCUCGAGCGCAGGCUCAUGGACACUGAGAAGGCAGCGAAGCUGCUGCGAGUGCAGGCUUCAGAGGUGGACUUCACAAUAGCGGUGGCGGAAAGAUCCUUAGCUCGCAGCGCGAAACGCUGCGUCGGCAAGGAGAACCUCAAAAAGGUGGCAAAAAUUGAUGCCACAAGGACAGCGUUGGACAACCUUCGCCAGACACGGGAGGCGCUCAAGUUACACAUCCAGAACAAGUUCAAGAUGCAGAACAUUGACGCGUCUUGCCGGAAAGUCACAUCCCAGUCGGCCAGCUCGGUGGAGACCCGGCCAUCCACUGCGAACCAGCGCUCCAUGUCGGCAGGGGCAGGUCCCCGAAGACCGGGUGCCGAGGAUGGCUUCGAGAGGGGCAGGGCCCUGCCUCGGCUGACGUCUACCGACUCGACUGGCAGCCUUGUCGUGCCAGAAGGAGAUGCAGUUUGGGUGGCAUUGCGUCUCACUCGCCAAGGCACCUUUACCCCUCUGGUUUACAUGGAGCGACAGAGAGGAAACGUGCUGAAGCCUUCCAUGGUGAAGCAUGUGGGUGGUGGAAUGCAGAACUCCCAUCACGUUGGUGCGCUGGGAUCGCUGGCUUUGCUUCGCUGCAAUGACAUACUAGAAAAGCACCACGAGUUGAAACGGUUCAGUGCUUGCGUGGCUUCCUGCAGCAAUGCAGCGGCGUGGCCUCGAGCAACAACAUUGAUUCGCCAGAUGAUGGUGGAGCGCAUUCAGUUGGACACGGUUGCCUGGAGCUCAGUCAUUUGUGCCUGGAGAGCAGCGGGCUGGAGCCAGGCGUUACAGAGCUUGAGGCGGGGUGACGAUUCUGGAGUGCAGGCCGACAUUGUGGCGUACAACUCAGCUAUGGGUGGAGCGUGGCCGCUGUCAAUGUCACUAUUCAUGAAUUUGGAUUCCCGUGGCCUUCGGCGUGAUGUUUAUUCUCUCAGCGGGACAAUCAAGCCUUCGCAUAUUGCAUGGGAAUUCGCUUGUGACAUUCUGUUUCAGCAUGCUGGUGCCGCUGGAUUGGCAUCCAACGCUGUUUGCGUGAACUCUUUCCUUGACAUUCUCGCGACAUCAUCGCAUUGGGAGUUUUGCUUGCACCUGCUUCAUGACGCUGUUCGAGUGAGUGAGGGUGACGUAAUAACGCUGACAUCAGCCAUCCAAGCUAGUAGUAAUGCUGCACACUGGCCGCAAGCUGGAAAUCUUCUGCAGUUUUCGUUGACGUUGCGCUUGACAGAUGUUAUCAUGUACAACUCGGUGAAGCCAGAUGUUGUUAGCCAUAAUACAGCACUUUCUUCAUUGCAGCAGGCUUCUGACUGGCAGCUCGUGGUCCAAAAAUUGAGCAAGAUGGUUGAUGGCCAGCUGCUGCCGGAUGCUGUGACUUGUGCCUCCUUCAUAGGUGCAUGUGAUCCAGCUCAUUGGCAGAAUGGUCUGUCGGCGCUGCAGCAGAUUGAACGCUGGCACGUGCAAGCUGACGUCGUGCUUGUCAACUCGGCAAUAAGCGCUGUGGAAAAGAUUUUGCUCUGGCAGCAGGCCUUGGCACUUGGGGAGGAAAUGGACAGACUGGGUAUUCGACGUGACGAGUUUUCAGUCUGUGCCAUGGCCAGCGCGUGUGCUACGGCAACUUGGAAACAUUCACUGAGAGUGCUAGAUCAAAUGGAGGCUUUGACCGUGCGAGAUGAUAGGAUGGCAGGCAGGGUCUUUGCCUGUAAUGCGGCGAUGAGUUCCCUGGAGCGAGCGACGCUGUGGCGACACAGCACGAGCCUUCUGAAGAGCGCUUUGGAAUGCGGCCUUGCAGCCGAUUCCAUCACCUACAACACAGUUGUGAGAUCCUAUCGAUGGGCAAGGGCAUGGCAAAGAGCCUGUGACCUAUUGAUGGAUUCCACUUACAGUCGAGUCCCGCCUAGUGCUGUGAUGUGUAGUGAUGCAGUUGCAGCAUGCGAGGAAGUUCGCAGGUGGGAUGCAGUUGGUCAGGUUCUAGCACGGUGUGUGGAGCUGCGACCUGCAGGUGUGCUGGAGAUGACGGGGAGAGCCGGGCAACUUGACUUGAAACAGCUGACCGUGAAGGCAAAGGAUCGAGCCAAGUUUAGAGUUGACACGGAUGAGACGCUGUCAGAACUGCAGCUUCGCCCCGAUCUGGCUGGCCAGUGGAAGUAUGGCCGCCGUGUGGCAAACGCAAAGAAGCAAGAGUCCGCAGUGAUGCCAGAGCCUGGUCAUCCUGUCCCCUUGAAUGGUGGCUUGAAGGCAGAUCGGGCAAAACUGCAUGACCUGCGUGGCUCCUUUAUGGGUCCUGAAAUGGAGGUGACUGCAGCUGCGGGUUUGGAGUUCCUCAGCAACUUCGAGAGCUCCAAUGGCGAAGUUUUCAGUGAAACUUCUACAGGUACGCGGGCCGGAAAGGCGCCACUGGAGCCGACGGAGGAUCCUGAACGUUUUCACGUGAUCCUCCAGGCCGAUCCCUCUGACGGCACCUUGGCGGGCCAAGCCGGCACCGAAUCAACCGGACGGCGGCGCUGGUUCUACUUCGGCGUGCGUUCUGUGAGCAAGAUUCUUGCGUUCUGCGUGUGGCAAGCUAAGGUAAGUAAUAUGAGCAAUAUGCUGGAUCUUUAUAACCUGGAUGGCCAUCGGCCAUUCUAUUGCCAAUUGCCUGGCUCGCCUGCGUGGCGACGCUUGGCAGACGAAGCCUGCAAUUUCUCUUGUCAGGAGGAGCCGAUUCCAGUGACGGACGACACAAAAGUCAAGCCUGCGGAGCCGAAAAGCGAGCAAUGCAGCGAAGAUGAGCGGCUGUUGCCAAGGAUUCGCGCCAUGUUAGACAGCGGACCCGAGCCACCAAAGAAGCGUGGCAAAAGCUGCUACAUCGCGUGGGAUUACAUGUUGGAGCCCGGGGGAGCCACAACGUAUUUUGCAUUCUCACCGCCGUAUACAUAUGCGGAUUUACAAGGCUAUUUGAAACGCCUGGAACAAUUUUUCAUGCAGCCCACGCAAGGGAAGUCCCUGCCUGCUUACAUGGAUUCCAUUGAGAUUCAUGGUGGCGGCUCUGGCACAUUGGCUUCUCGAACCACCUCGCCUGUGAAGCCCAAAAAAGUUAAAGUCACAAUCGAGCAUGGGGCGGUGGAUAACCGAAAGAUGACCUUAUGGCUACGCAAGGACUCCACCAUGCUACAAGUCAGACAGGGUAUUGUGGAGGCCCUGGGCUUGACAAGGCUGUCACAGGUGAAGUUAGUGAGGCGGAUGCCCAACUCAGAGCGGCUCAUGACACCUUUCGGUGACACCGAGAGGCUGAACCAGAGAACUCAUCUACUCAUGGUUGGCUACGAGUUCCCAGAUGGCUUUGCAGGUCCAGAGCCUGAGGCUGCACAGGAAACUCAAGCCCCAGAGCCCGCGCUGCCGGUACUCAACUCCAGCGAGGAGUCUUGGAACCCCAUUUGUGGCGCGCAGAUUUAUUUCCACAGGCAGCGACUCUGCCUCACCAGGGAGGGCCGUCGGGUCGACCUGAUCACGCUCUCUGAGUCCAUGAGCCCCAACGCCAAAGUUUGCGUUGAAACGUCUCCGGAGAGUUUCCUGAGCAGCUCUGUGGCGGUGGACGGCGAGAGCCCUGCGGAGCUGUUUGCUUCCAGACCCAUCGUCUUUGUGUCUGCCCGGGUUCAUCCUGGCGAAACGCCAGGCCAGUUCGCCUUUCUCGGGCUUUUGCGAUUUUUGCUCUCCGAUGAUCCGCGCGCUGAACUGCUGCGUCGGCAGUUUGUGUUCAAGUUGGUCCCAAUGCUAAAUCCAGAUGGGGUCGCCAGGGGGCACACCAGAGCCAACGCUGGUGGAUUGGACCUGAACCGCUGCUACGGAGAUGCCAAUCCGAAGGAGCAUGAAGGUGUCUUUUGGGCGCUGGAAUGGCUUAAGCACUGGGCGGCUGAAGGCCGCUUGCUCUUUUACUUGGACAUGCACGCUCAUGCUCACACUCGCGGCUGCAUUCUUUAUGGCAAUCGCCUUUCUGGUGCUGCGCAGGUGUGGAACGUGGCUUUCGCGCGAAUCUGCGAGCGAAAUGGCCCACACUUCGACUUCGAGGGCUGCGAGUUCCCUCCAAUGUCAGACAAGGAGCACGGUCUGGACAGCAACGAGAACUGUGGCCGGGCCAAAGUGGCUGCCAUCUGCAACGUGAGUCAUGCAUAUACGUUGGAGUGCCAUUACAGCAUUGGUCGACAGGCCCAUCCUGUGGAAGAGUUGGACUGCUUGCAGGGCAGGCCAGUUCAUCCUGGGAUGGCAGUCCCGUUUGUCUGCCAGGUACCUUACGGAGUUUAUGAAUGGGAGAGCGUCGGAGAAGCGUUGGCUUGUGCGAUGCUCGACCUGCACGGCGUGACCACCUUUACUCGUCCCUCUGCCCAAGCUCUCGACAUACUGGGCGAGGUCUCCGCCCGUCUAUCAGGGCCUGGAGGCAAAGCUGCGGCGGAAGACAGCCUUCUAGUUGCGAACCCUCGACAGGCUCUGAGAUUGCCCAUUGAUUUUGCUGAAGCAGAUCUUCAGGAUGGCGAGCACUGCCAAGUGCAGCUAUGGCGGGUGAUGCAUACUGUCGUGGUGGCACGUGAGCGCCCCGAUCUUGAAGCUCAGGUCCUGGAGGUUUUUGGCAGGGGCCAGAUGCUGGCAGUUGCUGAAGAGGUUGAAAGCCCUUGGGUGAAACUCGCGACUCCUUGCGGCUUCUUGGGCGGCAAGUUGAACACGGAGCUCCACAAGGUUGGCAGGGCGGCCGCAUACAUGCUCACAGAUGGUUCAGCGAAAGGCCUCGGGAAGCUACUGGAGAAGACCAACCUUUGGAUGCGCAUGCGCCGGAGGGACCUUCAGAGCCUUCAAGAUGGUCUGCUGUGCAUCACAUGCGAUUUGGACUUUGCCGCUGCAGGGGACAUGAGGAGCGCGCUUGGCCAGCAUAUCGGUCUGGAAAGUGAUUCCAGGGACCGACGCCAGAGGUGCAACCUCUACAAAUUGAGAAAUCUGUUCGCUUCAUGCAGCCGCCGAGUGCUCAGCGCGGAGAUUAACGAUGAGGGUGAUCGCUCCGUUUGGGUGUACGACUCAGAAGAGACCGAUGAGUAUGAAUGCGUGGCGCUGCUUCAGUCCCACAGCCAGGACGUGAAGAGCGUGAGAUGGCAUCCUCAACAAGAGGUGCUGUUCUCCUGCUCCUACGAUGACACUGUGAAGGUGUGGGGGCCCGACGGUGAUGACUGGUGCUGCAAGGAGACGUUGGAGGGCCACGGCAGCACAGUUUGGGCCAUGAGCUUUGACGCCGUGGGCUCACAUUUU
Symbiodinium pilosum is the source of this 6024-nucleotide messenger RNA. Lineage: Eukaryota; Dinophyceae; Suessiales; Symbiodiniaceae. The record is from the annotation of a GenBank genome assembly.